Molecule: messenger RNA, 570 nt
Organism: Ilex paraguariensis (yerba mate)
Lineage: Eukaryota; Viridiplantae; Streptophyta; Magnoliopsida; Aquifoliales; Aquifoliaceae
Source: the annotation of a GenBank genome assembly
CAGUAAUCAAAAAUUUUAAUUUGCAUCUUCAAACAUAUAAAUUUGUAUCAGACCCUAAGAUGAGAAGUGAACUCCUACUGGAGAGCCCCAACCUUUGCCUGGAACAAGGUAGAAGACAAGAGCUAGAAGAGCAGAGACGAAGAGUGGAAAUGGUGGCACCUGGAGAAGAGGGGGGCCCCAAGCUUGCUCGUCUCCUCUAUUUCGUCGGCGCCGGAUUCAUAUGUACAGCUGCGAUCAACAAGUGGAGAGAUCUGGAACGAAAGUUUAUGAUUCAGAAACAGCAACGCCUCGACAAGGAGGGUCUGGGUCAGUUAUCUGAAAACCCAGCCAACGCGAUAGCUAAAGCUGUGGAAUAAGAACAUGUGUAAGAUCCCCUUUUCUGUUCUUCCUAAAAAUCUUUUGGUUUAAUUGAGUGUAUGUUCAGUUUGUAUUGGGAUAUUGAAUUAUAGAUGAAUUGGAAUUUAAGUAGAAUAUUUUGGUAUAUGAACAUAUUUGUAUUUCAUUGACAUGAGAUUAUCUGUUUAUGGUUUGUGUACUUUGUUGAUUUGCCGUUUUGUAGUCUUUAUUUAG